GGGGCUGGGUCGUAAUUGCCGCUUUGAAGACAUGCUUCGCCUUUCCAUUUGAACUUAACCAUGAGCUGCAAUUUGAAGUAAGCCAGUGUUGUAAAACAUAAAUCUGUCACAAAAAAAUAAUAACACGUAGCCCGUUAAACCUGAUAAAUAGAAGUAAUGGAAUAACUUUCUUGGUGUUUUAAAGGUUCUGAUCCCGCCUUAAUUUAUGGGUUUUUCGGGGGGAAAUAAAAUGAGUUAAGAGAUUCUAAAUACUGGGUCAUGUAUGCCGAAGCUGAAUGGAGCCCUUUAUGUUAAUUCGACACACUAUACAGUCGAUACACUGAUGUGCCGCCCUAUCUUACACAUGUGAGAUAGAAAGCGUACUCUGCUCUGUGACACUUCCUAUGUAGUGCUCCGAACAGCCCGUAUCUUCCCUUGGAUAUAACGCAUGGUGCAGACUGUUGAGCUUGUCCUCAGUAAAUCCGUCUGUUUUCCUCGUCUGGUCCUCCCCGCUUGAGCACACGGAUUUCCUGUAAAGACAUGUGAAAUACAUGUUGUCUAUAGAGGGGUUGGUGAAACGAGAUGCAAUAGCAGUAGGUGGGUCUCUCGGGAUUUGUUGGGAUUGUUCCAUUACCUAACAAGCAGCGAACAACAGGGAUCUGCGGGCAAGCUGUGCGCCAAAACAGUGGGAUUAUUAAACCCCCGACAACGAUUUAAAUAUUGAGGGGCCGAUCUCUUCGUGUUGGGAGGGAGGUUCCUUAGUCGCGGGAAUGUUUAACUGGAGCUGUGUCGUUUCUAUUGCUCUGGCAUCGCUUCGGGUCUCAGUGCGAACGCCAGAAGUUGGGAGUCGAGUUGAUUUGCCACUCGUGCGCUGCAUAGUGCUGGAGCAGUUGUAGCUCCAACUUAGGUCCGUUCAGUCGCAAUUCAUCUCAUGACAGCUCCGCAACAUCGUUUCAAUUGGCAAAACUUAAGACUGACUUUUUUUCCAGCGUGGACAGAUAUACUACUUUAAUUGCUGAGAGGCAUUUGUCAUAUUCCCUUUAUUUUGUCAGCGAAAUUGGUUUCCUCCGUGUUAUCACCCUUAAAUUUGCGCAAAUUGUAUACAUCAGUGCGCAUUCGCCUGGCGAAAUACACGAUGCGCCUAUGAAUUUUAAGGAGCUAUUUUUCACACUUUCAGUUUUGGGGGCAUUAAAAUCUAUCCUGGCUGUGUCAUGAGGGCUGUCGCCUGCCUGUCCGCUCGACUUUGUCAUUGUAAUUUUCAUGUGUCCGGUCGACUGUCGGAUGCCUGGAGACAAGCAAUGUCAUUUAGCAUUUUGUGAAGGUUAUGGGCUGAGUUUCAACAACUGCUGGAGGCUCGUUUUAAAGGAAGACGAUUUUCCUACUAGAUCUUCAACAUAUUCAUCAUCUCCUCAUUGGAUUUAAUGUAUUUUUUCCUCCUCCAAGUUUGGAUACAUUUUCUAUUUUCUUUUUUCUCUUCCUCGGGACCAAUUUUAGGAUGCUGUUUUCUUGUGGCACGGGAGUCUUGGCUAUGAAACUUUCCACACCAUCCUCACACAGCUUUUUUCUAGUCUUUUUGUUGGUACAAACGUCGCAGUUAAUUUCACCCUUUAUUAUAGGUACCGAGCCCAGCUGCGAAAAUGAAGGAGAACUGCUCCAUUAUCCCAGUAUCACCGACAACCCCUGCAUAUCCUGCGUCUGUCUGAACAAGAAGGUCGACUGCAAGCAGGAGAAAUGCCCCCAAGUGGCGGAGGACUGCGCACUGGUGGUCAAACAGACAGGAGCCUGCUGUGAACGAUGCAAAGGUUGCCAGCUGGAGGGAAAGUCCUAUAACAGCUCGUAUAGCUGGAGCUCCUCCACUAAACCCUGCAUGACUCGCCGCUGUCAGGAAGGUGUCAUCACUGAGGCCGAGAUGCAAUGUGUCGUUCACUGUAAGAACCCUAAGAUUCAUCCCAAGAAAUGCUGCCCGUCCUGUCCAGGGUGUAUCUUCGAGGGUCGUCUGUACAAGGAAAGGGCGGAGUUCAACCCUGAGGGAAAGCCAUGUAUCAAAUGCACUUGCACUGGAGGUCGUACAAUGUGCCAUCGAGAGAUCUGCCCCGUUCUCUCCUGCCCUGCUCAUCUGAGUCACACCCCAGCAGGCCAGUGCUGCCCCAGAUGCCUGGGUCAGAGGAAGGUUUUUGACUUGUCGCUGGGGAGCUGUCUGUUCCACAGUGAGGUCUACGAGAACGGGACAUCCUUCAAGUACGACAACUGCACCACAUGUACCUGUAAGGAUUCCACGGUGGUCUGUAAGAAGAGGUGUUCCAAACCAGGCAGUUGCCGUAGUGGCCAGGAGCCCUGCUGUGACGAAUGUCUGUCUUACAUUAAGGUUGAGGACGUGAAGUACUGUCGUGUCAAGAGCAAAAUCUACAGGGAGGGGGACAGGUGGUCAUCUGUGAACUGCACUUUAUGCACCUGUGUAAAGGGGAACAUCGAGUGCCAACCCAAACAGUGUGUGCCCAUCACCAGCUGCCCGUCGAAUAAGAUACUGAAUCGAACCGGCUGCUGUCCUGUUUGCACUGAAAAGCCUGGUGUGUGCACUGUAUUUGGGGACCCCCACUACAACACCUUCGAUGGGCGCACCUUUAACUUCCAGGGCACGUGUGAGUACGUGCUGACCAAAGACUGCUCCUCGGCGGCCAGCUUCGUGGUGCUGGUGAAGAACGACGCCCGGCGGACGCGCUCCUUCUCCUGGACCAAGUCUGUGGAGCUGCAGGUGUCGGGCCUCAGCAUCAGCCUGCACCAGCACCUCACCGUCAGGCAGAACGGCACCCGCAUCGCCCUGCCCUUCCACAGCACCGGCGUCCACAUAGACCUGGAUGGUUAUCUGCUGAAACUUACCACCAUUGUAGGGCUGGAGAUCACCUGGGAUGGAGACAGCUUUGUGGAGGUGGUAGCCGCACCCCACCUGCGAGGUCGCUUGUGCGGCCUUUGCGGGAACUACAAUGGCCACAAGCGGGACGACACCAUUGGCGGCGACGGCAUCUUCAAGUUCGACGUGGACGAGUUUGCAGAGACGUGGCGCAUAGAAGGCAAUGAGAUGUGCAACCAGGCACCGCGCAGACCCACCUCGUACCUGUGCCCUGGCUCCGUCAAGGUGAAGUUCCGCGCACACAGGGCCUGCCAGAAGAUCAAGUCCUGGGAGUUCCAGAAGUGUCACCCAGUUGUGGACUUCACCUCCUUCUACAGGUCCUGUGUAACAGACAUGUGUGAGUGUCCGGUGCAUAAGAACUGUUACUGUGAGUCCUUCAUGGCCUACAGCCGAGCCUGUGAGCGAGAGGGAGCGAUGGUGCACUGGAGACCCGAGCAGAACUGCAUGACCACCCAGUGCAAGCACGGUGCCGUGUAUGACACAUGCGGGCCGGGUUGCACCAAAACGUGCGACAACUGGAACGAGAUUGGGCCAUGCAACAGACCCUGCGUGGCUGGCUGCCACUGCCCGGCAAACUUGGUACAUUUCCAGGGCCGCUGCAUCAAACCCACGUCCUGUCCGGGACGAUGACACUAGUGGCCCCAGGGAGGUAAGGGUGGAAGAGCACAGACUUUGGACUCCGGAGGCGGUGGGCUGCACAGACACUGAAAGACUGCAAUGGUGCUCACAAUCCUGGCCAUAACCAGAGUCCCAUUUCUUCUUCCACUUGGGUUGACUUCUCCUGUUGGAUAGAAGCAGUGACAUUUCCCAUAUGAUGAUGAACUCCUCUUCUCCCUACUGCAGUCACACAGCAGGCCAAUACCAAAGGUGCUCUCAGGACAAAAGAGGAGAGAGACAGAUGAGAGGGAAGCAAUUCCUCUCCUUCAGUUGAGGCCAACACUCUGAUGCCAUGUUGGUCUGGGUAAAUGGACCUCUCUGAAUGCCUACACACCAACUACAGUUCCUUCUUCACCAUGGCACAGUAACCUACAUGCUGCAUAGCGGAAGCAUGGAGAUGACAUGCAGCUGAACAAUCACCUCUCCAGGAACUCUCAUCUAACUCAGCAAAGAAAGCUAAAACUCACUCUCAGAAGUUACUAUUAAGAAUACAGCCCCUGGCUGUCUUAUUUAAUUCCCAACUUCGGUGUCAUUCAUGUGUUAAAUUUUAUACUGUAAACUAACAAGAUUUGUACAAAAAGACAGCUUUAUGUCAUUAUUGAUAUCAUUAUUAAGUAUGGUUGUUGUUUAUGAUAUUGUUAAUUUAUAUGCAUUGGCCAAUUGAAAUGUUGUAGCAAGAGCCAAAUCAUCUAAUUUUGUUUCAAAAAUAAUGUAAAGGGAAAAUAUAUUUAUAUUUGUGUUGUAUUUUGUGCUAUUCUGAAUUGUCUGAGGAGAAAUACCCAAAUGUGACACGGUUAUUGCAUCAUCACAGGGAAACUGUACUGUAUUUUUGAGAAAAGAAAAGAAAA
Clupea harengus (Atlantic herring) is the source of this 4392-nucleotide messenger RNA. It is a transcript of the gene bmper, whose product is annotated as BMP binding endothelial regulator. The record is from RefSeq and is a predicted model, not a curated record. NCBI's taxonomy places the organism in Eukaryota, Metazoa, Chordata, Actinopteri, Clupeiformes, Clupeidae. Gene Ontology annotation, cellular component: extracellular region. Gene Ontology annotation, molecular function: protein binding.